Silurus meridionalis is the source of this 5719-nucleotide messenger RNA. RefSeq names its product AP2 associated kinase 1b (gene aak1b). The transcript is spliced from 21 exons. Gene Ontology annotation, biological process: protein phosphorylation. Lineage: Eukaryota; Metazoa; Chordata; Actinopteri; Siluriformes; Siluridae. The record is from RefSeq and is a predicted model, not a curated record. The coding region runs from base 848 to 3994 and encodes 1048 amino acids. Gene Ontology annotation, molecular function: ATP binding; protein kinase activity.
CGUACGAGGAUUGCGUACUGACAGCUGAGAUUUUGUCGCUAGGUUUGCGACAUUAGUGAUUCUCUCCUCCAACAGAAAUGAAAUGAAAUGCCUUUAUCGUAUAGAGGAAGAAAAAUGAAAGUGUAGCGUAAAAAUAUCGCGUCUGUCGAUGGAAAUUGUCGGCGCCGCACAUAUAUUGUUUUUGCUAUGUUUGUGCAGGCUAAGCUGAAACGUGUAGUUCCGUGUGUGUGUAUAUAUAGCGGUUUAGCAUAGCAGGAUUUGGGAUUAGCUAGUGUGAAUAUUGUUGCAUGUCGUGAAUGAAAUAUUGUUAGUGAUGCGUGGUGGUAUUGCGCCGUAAUAUGGUGCACGCUGUGUCUCCUGUCGCCUUGCUAAUUGGCUAAGUGCAGCCUGUCAUCCGUCAGACAUCCAGCAGCGUUAGCAUUAGCUUGCUGAAUGACCGACAUCGGUGUCGAGCUGAAAUAGGCACGAAAACACCUCCAGGUCUCUGGUUCCAUCUCACAGCAAUGGUUUUAAGUUCGGGAAAGAUGUGUUCUUGUUUCCCAUUGAGCUUUUUCUGAGUGUCAGGGGACAAUUCUUAUGCCUGCUUUGUAAAGCUAGACCUAGCUAGCACGAGAGCAAACUGGAAACAGAUGUUGAAGAACCGUAAAUGCUGUCUAGUGCAGGAUCUUCUAUAAGAUUAUAUCACACUGGAAACACAAUGUCUUCCUGUGCAUCUGAGGCAGCGUCUGAGUCACACUAAGAGGCUUCUGAUUCCUGACACAUCUCUGAUUCUGUUCUACUGGAACCCUUUUGUUGAAUCUUGGGUCAUUUUUGUUAAUCUGUGAAGAGGCAAGUCAAGGACCUCAUCAUGAAGAAGUUCUUCGACUCUCGAAGGGAGCUGGUUAGUGUUGGGCCUGGCUCUGGAGGUGGAGGAGGAUCAAGCGGAGUCGGUGGGAACUUUAUCGGCCGGACCUUCACCAUUGGACAUCACCAGGUCACUGUGGAGGAAACCCUCGCUGAAGGUGGUUUUGCCAUCGUGUUUUUGGUACGGACCAAUCAGGGUGUACGAUGUGCUCUGAAGAGAAUGUAUGUGAACAACGAACAUGACCUGCAGGUGUGUCGCCGAGAAAUUCAGAUUAUGAGGGAUCUUUCAGGCCAUAAGAACAUCGUUGGCUAUGUGGACUCGAGCGUGACGGCUGUAGGAGGCGGUGACGUGUGGGAGGUUCUUAUCCUCAUGGACGUGUGUAAAGGAGGUCAGGUGGUGAAUCUAAUGAACCAGCGUCUACAGACAGGAUUUACAGAGAACGAAGUGCUGCAGAUUUUCUGUGAUACCUGUGAGGCUGUAGCUCAACUGCACCAAUGUAAAACUCCCAUCAUCCACCGGGACCUGAAGGUGGAGAAUAUCCUGUUACAUGAUCAUGGUUAUUACGUACUGUGUGACUUCGGCAGCGCCACCAAAAAGUUCCAAAACCCACAGAGUGACGGAGUGACUGUUGUAGAAGAAGAGAUCAAAAAGUACACCACUCUCUCAUACCGAGCCCCUGAGAUGGUGAACAUGUAUAACGGUAAACUUAUCACCACCAAAGCAGACAUCUGGGCUCUGGGCUGCUUGCUGUAUAAACUGUGUUUUUUCUCACUGCCCUUCGGAGAGAGUCAGGUGGCCAUAUGUGACGGGAGCUUUACCAUUCCGGAUAACUCCCGUUACUCGUACGAGAUGCACUGUCUGAUCCGCUACAUGCUGGAGCCGGAUCCGGAUAAACGUCCCGAUAUUUAUCAGGUGUCUCAUUUUGCUUUCCGACUCGCUCGGCGCGAAUGUCCUGUCCAAAACACACAGAAUUCACCAAUCCCCACUAAGCUUCCUGAGCCAAUAAGAGCAAGCGAAGCAGCAGCAGCGAAGAAGAGCCAAACACAGAUGAAGGCCAGGCUCACAGAUCCCGUUCCCCCCACUGAGACGUCUAUCACGCCACGUCAGAGGCCCAAAGCUGCUCAGGCUCAGCCAAUAGGGGGCGUCCUGCAGAUCCAACCUGCUGCACUGACUCCACGCAAGAGAGGUACACCUAUACACUCAGCUGUGAGCGUGAAUUUAGCGCAGCCCGCUGCAGCGCUUCAGUCACAGAUCACACACUCCUCUAACCAGCCUCAGCACAAACAGCUCAUGCAGCCAAUUCCAGUCUCUGCACCAGUGUCUGGAAGUGUAACUCCACCAGUGACGAGCCCUGCCCCUCUAGGGGUAACAAGUCCUGCUCCUCAGAAAGCCACACCCCCUCCGUCAAGUCCGGUUCCACCCACUGCUCCAGCUCGGAGUGCCAAGCGUAAACAACAGCAACAACAACAAAAUCAACAGCCACCACCACAACAAAAACAGCCCCCUCUUGCAGCACAGCCACCUCUUGCAGCACAGCCACAUGAAGCCAUGCCCACUACCACACCCCUUGCCCCACCCACUUCUGGGGAAAUGCCUUCCACUAUGGGCCUCUCCCAAACCCCGCCCUCUUCCCCAAAAACCCAGAAGGCAGGGCAUAGACGCAUCCAGAGUGACGUCACACACAGCGCGAUGGUCGGAGUGUGUGCAAGCCAGUCAACGCAACAGCUACAGGCUGCUACCGCUGAGGCAAACCUCAACAAAUCCAAGUCAGCCAGUGCCACUCCAUCCAACUCUCCACAGUCUUCCCAGCAGAGUGUGUAUGAAUCUGGCUUGCAGUGCGCAGCCGCCACUUCUGUCCCAAGCAUAGUCACCACCUCUGCCCAAAGUCUUGCCACUUCUGCCCCGAGCUUAAGCGCACCUUCUGCUCCAAGUCUUAGCACUACUGCUGCUUUAAGUCUUAAUGCCCUGGAGCAGCCAUCCUGGAACCCUUUUGGAGAUGACAACUUCUCUAAACUGACAGCCGAGGAACUGCUGAACAAAAACUUCACCAAACUCUCCAAAGAAACUGCAGAGCCUCCGAGCAUUUGCACAGAGGAACUUCUCCCUGGACUGGACUCUGUUGAACCCAUUACUCAGCCUUCAGCUGAAAGACCUGCUGAUAUUCUGGGCCUGGAUUCAGCUGCUGAUUUACUCGGAGUACCAGAGAAGCUAAUAGAGGGCCUAAAGUCUCCAGACGCAUCUCUCAUGCUGCCUGACCUCCUGUCUAUGUCCGACCCCUUCGGCAAUUCCGUAGAGGACAUGAGAGAUGGAAGUGCUGAGUUGUGUGUGGAUUCUCUGAUCCCCGGACUGGAGGCUCCUCAGGUUCAUCCUGUGCAGAAAGACGCAGUGAGGACUGACACUUUGAGUGGUGAAGACUCUCUUUUGGGCAGUCCUUUUUCCUCUGGCCUCGGCCCCUGUCUAGACGAAUUUGCACCCGUGUCAGGAGGAUCUGCCCACAGCAUGACAGACUCGACCUGCUUGAUAUCUGGCUUCGAGCCGCCAGGUUCAGACAAAAGCGCAGAUGACGAGUUUGAUCCUAUUCCAGUUCUCGUCUCCAAAACAUCUCAAGGUGAACCAAUCAGGAUGAACGGUUACAUACCUGGAGCUCAGGAACAAGAAAAGGAGAAGGAGGAAGCUUCCACCAGCCCCUUUUCCUUUGACGUUUUCUCCCUCGCUCCUUUCCCUUCGAGGCAGCAUGACGUUUUCUUUCAGGCGCCGUUUGGGCCUCAUAAAAAUGUUUCAAACCAGGCAAUCACAGCAAACAGUUCCAUUCCCAGUGUGAGACAGCAGCCAAUCACAGCGCAUCCUGUUGGUCUGCAUCCAAUCACAGGCCAACAUGCUGGUUCUGCUGUCGGGGAGCAACCAAUCAAUGUCACAUCUAAUAUCAGACAGCAGCCAAUGACAGCGCACCAUGUCUUGUCCAAUGUCAAACAACAGACAGGCCAUCGUGGCUUGUCCAGUGUUGGACAGCAGCCAAUCACUGCGCACCGUGUUGUGUCUAGUGUGGGACAGCAGGCUGCCGUUGGCUCUGUGUCUGCUGGGCCACUUUAUUCCUGGACUUUGGAUGUCAGAACAUCAUUUCAGCCAAGAUGCCACCAAGAGAAGCCUUAAUGUCCUACAUAUGCACACACACAAGGGUUUUAAUCCAGAAAUUUGGAGGAGUAAAGGCCCAUUUACAGCAAGCAUGAUGCAAAAAUCUCUGCUUUUGUUUUCCACAGAUGCCAUUGGUGGAGUGUUCAGUUUCAACAUUGUUUAGGUGAAUCAGGAUUUGCGACGGGGUCAAAUAUUACAAUGUAAAGUCAUAUCUAGUUAGAUAUGAAAUUUUCCAUCUCUCUAAAUUAGCGCUGACAUCAGAAAGUGACAUCAUUGCACUGGAAGCUCCAUGCAAACAAUGUAAAUGUGGAAGUGAUUAUUACACAGUACUUGACAAAUCUAAUACAACCGCAUAAUUUAGGCAAAAUGUUGCACAUCCCACUGAUGUAUGGGACUUCAGGAGGCGUUGAGUACCUGUUUCCUCUCGGCAGCACUUUAUCUCCUCUGUAGUGCUCUUAGAAUCCUCCAGAUUAAAGGUAUGGGGAGUAUAAAUGCAUUUUUAGACAUAGAACCUCAAAUAUAUUCCUUUUUCUAUUUGUAUACACUAGUAAAUGAUGGCUUAUGUGUAUAAACAUAACAGUAUUUUAGAUGUGUACUCAACCCAUAAAGGAGAAUGUGUGAAGGAUGCAAGGUUUCGAAUUUAAAGCAUAAUUUUUGUUUUUAUACACAAUCUGCCUGUGAUCAUACUUAAAUGCAUAACCAAAAAGGAAUCCAUUUCUUAUUGCAAAUACAGCUCCCUGGAGACAUUGGCCCUAUCCAUUCGCUCUCUGGAGCUUUUCCCUCAACCCCACCCUUAAGUCUUUAAGUGUCAUCGAACUGGCCUGCUCCUUGGUUCUUUAGAGCUAUUUCCUUGGCCUCACCCCUCAAGUGUUUAGCAUAAUUCUUGUGGCCCCACACCCAAAUCAUUCUUGAGACUUUUUUUUAUCAUUAUUAUUAUUAUUGUGUUUUUUUUUUUUUUUUUUUUUUUUUUUGGCUUUGCUUCACCCCUCAGCUAAAUGGAUCUGCUCCUCUAGCCCCAACCCUAACCCUUAGUUCUUUGCCUUUAUUAUGUGGCCCUGCUUCAAAUUUUUUCGCAUCAUUCCUUUGGCUCCACCCUUCAGUUCUUAAGCCGAACCAUGGGAAUGAUGCUAAAAAAAAUGAGAAGCAGGUGUUAAAGGUUUUCUGGCCCCAUCCUUCAGUUAUUUAGAAUCAUUUCUCACCCAACUAUUGGUUCUUCAGCAUCAUUUCUAUGACCUCACCCCUCAGUUUUUUUAAAUCAUUUCUACAGCCUCAUCUUUUGUUUCUUUUACAUCAGUUUCUCUGGCCCCAUCCAUCAGUUCUAUAGCAUCAUUCCUCUUGCUCGAACCAUCACAUUUAAUUAUCAUUACUCUGGCCCCACCCCUCGGGUCUUUAGCAUCACUCCUAUGGCUCCACAUAUCAGUUCUUUAGCAUCAAUUUAUUGUCCUCAUCCUUGGGUUUUUUAGCAUCUUUCCUUUGGCCCCACCCAUCAGUUCUUAAUUGAAAUUCCCCUGGCAUCACUCCCAAUCUCUCUGGUACUAUUCCCCUGGCCCUUCCCCUUAGGAGCCAUUUAUUGGGCAAAGCUGUAAAAAUUGCUUAGCAUUGAGAACAUAUAUACAUACAUAAUGUACACAAAAUAUACACUGUUUGAAUGCAAGGGGAAAAAAGUUUUAACCAAACUACUUAAUCUACACAGAUGCUGUUAUAUCACUGGCCUGAUUAUGCCCCUGCAGUGAGUAAUUGAGG